AUGGCCCUGGUGAUGUUCCGCCGCGACGUGACCAGCACCAGCGCCUCGAUGAUGCUCCGCCAGCAGCGCCGCAAGGUGAUCAAGAUUCUGAUGGUCGUCGUGGCCACCUUCGUCCUCUGCUGGUCGCCCCUUCAGCUGUACAACCUGCUGGCCAUCGCCUCGCCCUCCACGCGGAACUUCAGCACUGAGCAGCAGCUCAACCGCUACGUCUACCUCUACUUCGCCUUCCACUGGCUGGCCAUGGCGCACAGCUGCCUCAAUCCGGUCAUCUACUCCUUCAUGUCCGCCAGCUUUCGGGUAAGUUUUCAGAGGAGAGAAGAGAGUGUUGUGUUGUUGAAGAAAGCUGUACA
This is a messenger RNA of Rhagoletis zephyria (snowberry fruit fly), 350 nucleotides long. Lineage: Eukaryota; Metazoa; Arthropoda; Insecta; Diptera; Tephritidae. The record is from RefSeq and is a predicted model, not a curated record.